ACCCGCCGCUCUCGCCGCUGCUGGUCGGUGCACUUUGACGCCCUUUCCCACCACCACGAUCCACCCCAGCAUACCUCGAAUUCAACCUUUACCGUGAUUUUUUGCUUCCGUUUUCCCUCCUUUUGCCAUGGCUCCACGACGACACAAUAUCGGUGCUAGUCGCCGCCGAAGGAGAGACGAAGAGGGCGAAGAUGAGGGCUCACUAGAUGGAGAACUGGAGGACGACUCCCUAAGCGAAGGAUCUAUUAUCAGUCAUCCCGAUGAGGAGGAUGCCGAUGGCGAGGGCAGCGAUGAGAGUGAUGAUGAGGCGUCUGUGACCCGGGAUGCAGGCAAUACUCUCCCUCCCCAGCUCAACGGCCGUAUGCCUGCCGGAAGCCAGAAGCUCGGGCGCCGCCAUUCUACCUCGCCCGGGAAACGCCACACGGGAACGGUCAUGUCAGAUACUGAAGCGAUGAUGAACGGAAUGAGACUGUCGGACAAGACAGCUGGGGUGGCCGAAAUCCACUUUGACGAUUUGAAGGGAGAGCUUGGCCAGCAAACUGGGAGGACUCCGUCGGCGCCUCCGGCAGAGCCAAAACAAGACAGCCUGAUGGACAGGAGGCGUCGUGAUAAUGAGAAGUAUACAAAGGAAAAAGAGGAGAACCCAGCAUUCGUUCCCACCCGAGGAAGCUUCUUCCUUCACGACAAACGUUCGACCGAUACUGCAGCCAACGGUCACAAAUCAUUUGCUAAGUCCAAGUCGAGACCAUACGGUCUCAUCGUGGACGGCAAUGUGCGCAAGAACCAGGUCAAAUCAGAUGCCAGUGAAAACAAGUGGACGCACGAUCUGCAUGAUACUGUUGCUGGAGAUGAUGCACCCGCCUCGAAAGUGCCUGCGGCGCCUGCGACUCUCCCAACUUAUCCCCCAAAGCCAGUUCCUACAGCUCCUCGAUCGUCCCCGCCCAAUAGAUCAUUCUCGAGUACUACAAUGAUAGGGAACGUGCCUGUCGUGGUCUACCUACCGGGCAUGGCUCAACCCAUCUCAUACCCUAAUGUUUCAAAGAAGCAACACACCCGUUUACCACAGCACCGUCCUCCUCUGCGCCGCGAUAAACCCGUCCGAAUCUCGCUUCCCGGGCAGCCUGCGCGUUAUAUCUUCCCCGCGACAGAGCGAUCCUUCAUCUUCAUCCCGCGGGCGCUCCGGCCCAAUCAACAGGCCUUCCGUGGGCGUCGAAGCGGAUUCUUUCCAGGACGACGGCCUAGUAUCUAUGCAGGUUCCACAUACACUCCAAGCGUUAGCAUCAGUAGGAGGUCGUCCUUCGGCAAGGCGCCCUCGCAAGAAGGAUACCACUCGCCGGCAGCCUCGGUUCUCUCCAGGCAGACGAUCGUGGCCACAGACAACGGUAAGCCCGUUGUCCGUUUACCUCCACCUCCAAGACCACCAGCCGGACUACCACCCCCGCCACCCGGCCCUCCUACAGCAGUUCCUCCUCUACAAUCACAGCCUCAACCUCCAGUGUUCCGGGAGAGCCGUCCAGCGCCCAUACCGAUGCACCAACCUCGUCCCCAGAAGGCCGUCUCUGUUGCCGACAUUGAGACGCCAGCAAGCUUUCCAUACAAUCCUCCUCAACCACAGCAGGAGCAGCCAUUCCAUCAUCAGGUCCCGAUGCCUGGAAAUGGGCCCGUCUAUGGCUCAGAUGCGCCCGGCUAUGCUGCUUCGGCUCACUCGUCGGUGACACCCUUAUCCCAUAUACCCGAGCGUGCAAUCCAUGCCCAACCCUUCCAGCCAUAUGGUUUCCAACAGCCACAAGCAUUCUAUCCCAAUUCUUACCCACCUGGCGCCGUUUACUAUUCUGUUACCGGGACCGAAUUUCCCCCGUACAAUGCCGCAGUAGGGCCCGGCACCUCUGUACCUCCCUUCCCUCCGGGGCAACAGGUGCCGUAUAUGGUGCCCGGUGCGCACACGUCGGGCGAGCAACCGGCUCAACCGGGCACGGUCGCACACGAAGCAGGUGGUACGGUGUAUUUCUACGAUGCUAACCAAAUGUAUCCAAACUCCACCUAUGGAAUGCCGAAUGCGCCCGGGGCCGGCGGUGUCAUGGGCAUGGGCGGCAUGAUGACGCCCCCUGGUACAACGUACUACUACCCCCAAUCUCAAGGCAGUGUUUACUACGGCUCUCAAUGAAUCGAGGCUUGUGGGUGAUGCCCGGCCUCAAGGAAUGUCUUCUCUCUGCCUUUAUGUUCGGUUUCAAAAAAUUCAAUUUCUUUCUGUGUUUAUUUUUUGAUGCUAUGUUUACUUUUCCCCCUUCCGCCUUGGUCUACGCCUUAUCUUUUCCCUUUAGUCCGCCUUUGUUUCAGUUUCAUACUCAUUAUUGUUGUCCUUCAAUCAUCCGCCUUUGCUUCGUGUUCACCUUGAUCAUUGACUUUUUCUUUUCUUUUUU
Messenger RNA from Aspergillus vadensis CBS 113365, 2420 nucleotides. RefSeq lists its product as uncharacterized. Gene Ontology annotation, biological process: mRNA processing. Lineage: Eukaryota; Fungi; Ascomycota; Eurotiomycetes; Eurotiales; Aspergillaceae. The record is from RefSeq and is a predicted model, not a curated record. The transcript is spliced from 2 exons. Gene Ontology annotation, molecular function: mRNA binding. Gene Ontology annotation, cellular component: exon-exon junction complex. Bases 128 to 2164 code for a protein of 678 amino acids.